This is a messenger RNA of Dovyalis caffra, 1398 nucleotides long. NCBI's taxonomy places the organism in Eukaryota, Viridiplantae, Streptophyta, Magnoliopsida, Malpighiales, Salicaceae. The record is from the annotation of a GenBank genome assembly.
AUGGGUUUGAGAAAAGAAAGUGCCCAUGCCAUCAAAAUGAGCUACGAAGAUUGUCUUGGCAUUGUGAUUGCAUUUCAUCUAUGCUGCAAAAUUGUGUACCAGGCAAGAGCAGGCAUCAGAUUGCGGGAUUUUGUUGACAUUUCUAGAUUUCUUGCCCUGCUCUGCAUACAUGGCUUACUCGUUUAUGGUUCACAAGAUUGGAAGGCAAAGCUAAAGAUACCACCAGCUGAUACGCGAUACAGAACUGAGGAUGUGACAGCCACAAAAGGGAAUGAUUUUGAGGACUAUUUCCUGAAGCGUGAGUUGCUUAUGGGAAUAUAUGAGAAGGGUUUUGAAAGACCAUCUCCUAUUCAGGAAGAGAGCAUACCAAUUGCCCUUACUGGUAGCGAUAUUCUUGCUAGAGCUAAAAAUGGGACAGGGAAAACAGCUGCAUUUUGCAUUCCUGCGUUGGAAAAAAUUGACCAAGAUAACAAUUUUAUUCAAGUUGUGAUUCUCGUGCCAACACGUGAGUUGGCUCUUCAGACAUCACAGGUUUGUAAGGAGCUUGGGAAACAUUUGAAAAUUCAAGUGAUGGCCACCACUGGCGGUACAAGUUUAAAAGAUGACAUUAUGCGUUUAUAUCAACCAGUCCAUUUGCUUGUUGGGACUCCAGGAAGAAUACUAGAUCUUGCAAAAAAGGGUGUGUGCAUCUUGAAAGAUUGUUCAAUGCUUGUUAUGGACGAGGCCGAUAAGCUUUUGUCUCCAGAGUUUCAACCUUCAAUAGAGCAGCUUAUUCGAUUUCUUCCUUCAAAUCGUCAGAUUUUGAUGUUUUCAGCCACAUUUCCUGUUACUGUUAAGGACUUCAAAGAUAGAUAUCUAGAGAAGCCUUAUGUUAUCAAUCUCAUGGAUGAACUUACCCUCAAGGGUAUUACACAAUUUUAUGCUUUCGUUGAAGAACGACAGAAAGUCCAUUGCUUGAACACUCUUUUCUCUAAGCUGCAAAUAAAUCAAUCGAUCAUCUUUUGCAACUCGGUGAAUCGGGUUGAAUUACUGGCCAAAAAGAUCACAGAACUUGGCUAUUCAUGUUUCUAUAUCCAUGCAAAGAUGUUGCAAGACCAUCGCAACAGAGUAUUUCACGACUUCCGCAACGGUGCAUGCAGGAAUCUUGUCUGCACUGAUCUUUUUACCAGGGGUAUAGACAUCCAAGCGGUGAAUGUUGUUAUAAACUUUGACUUUCCCAAGAAUGCAGAAACAUACCUUCACAGGGUUGGUCGAUCAGGAAGGUUUGGACACCUUGGUUUAGCUGUGAAUUUGAUCACAUAUGAGGACCGCUUUAACUUGUAUAGGAUUGAGCAGGAACUUGGGACUGAAAUUAAACAAAUUCCUCCGCAUAUCGAUCAGGCAAUAUACUGCCGAUAA